Messenger RNA from Adelges cooleyi (spruce gall adelgid), 3522 nucleotides. RefSeq lists its product as uncharacterized. The transcript has 21 exons. Lineage: Eukaryota; Metazoa; Arthropoda; Insecta; Hemiptera; Adelgidae. The record is from RefSeq and is a predicted model, not a curated record. Bases 12 to 1790 code for a protein of 592 amino acids.
GUUAAAAUGUUAUGUACAGCUGUAACAUCAUAAUGUUAUACCGGUUUAGGUUAGACGGUACUCCACGGCAACGAAGUAUUCAAGGAGGCGAGAAUCUGGACAACCCGUUGACGGCUGACAAUGAGGACAAGUUAGACGGUACUCCACGGCAACGAAGUAUUCAAGGAGGCGAGAAUCUGGACAACCCGUUGACGGCUGACAAUGAGGACAAGUUAGACGGUACUCCACGGCAACGAAGUAUUCAAGGAGGCGAGAAUCUGGACAACCCGUUGACGGCUGACAAUGAGGACAAGUUAGACGGUACUCCACGGCAACGAAGUAUUCAAGGAGGCGAGAAUCUGGACAACCCGUUGACGGCUGACAAUGAGGACAAGUUAGACGGUACUCCACGGCAACGAAGUAUUCAAGGAGGCGAGAAUCUGGACAACCCGUUGACGGCUGACAAUGAGGACAAGUUAGACGGUACUCCACGGCAACGAAGUAUUCAAGGAGGCGAGAAUCUGGACAAACCGUUGACGGCUGACAUAGAGGACAAGUUAGACGGUACUCCACGGCAACGAAGUAUUCAAGGAGGCGAGAAUCUGGACAACCCGUUGACGGCUGACAAUGAGGACAAGUUAGACGGUACUCCACGGCAACGAAGUAUUCAAGGAGGCGAGAAUCUGGACAACCCGUUGACGGCUGACAAUGAGGACAAGUUAGACGGUACUCCACGGCAACGAAGUAUUCAAGGAGGCGAGAAUCUGGACAACCCGUUGACGGCUGACAAUGAGGACAAGUUAGACGGUACUCCACGGCAACGAAGUAUUCAAGGAGGCGAGAAUCUGGACAAACCGUUGACGGCUGACAAUGAGGACAAGUUAGACGGUACUCCACGGCAACGAAGUAUUCAAGGAGGCGAGAAUCUGGACAAACCGUUGACGGCUGACAAUGAGGACAAGUUAGACGGUACUCCACGGCAACGAAGUAUUCAAGGAGGCGAGAAUCUGGACAACCCGUUGACGGCUGACAAUGAGGACAAGUUAGACGGUACUCCACGGCAACGAAGUAUUCAAGGAGGCGAGAAUCUGGACAACCCGUUGACGGCUGACAAUGAGGACAAGUUAGACGGUACUCCACGGCAACGAAGUAUUCAAGGAGGCGAGAAUCUGGACAAACCGUUGACGGCUGACAAUGAGGACAAGUUAGACGGUACUCCACGGCAACGAAGUAUUCAAGGAGGCGAGAAUCUGGACAACCCGUUGACGGCUGACAAUGAGGACAAGUUAGACGGUACUCCACGGCAACGAAGUAUUCAAGGAGGCGAGAAUCUGGACAACCCGUUGACGGCUGACAAUGAGGACAAGUUAGACGGUACUCCACGGCAACGAAGUAUUCAAGGAGGCGAGAAUCUGGACAACCCGUUGACGGCUGACAAUGAGGACAAGUUAGACGGUACUCCACGGCAACGAAGUAUUCAAGGAGGCGAGAAUCUGGACAACCCGUUGACGGCUGACAAUGAGGACAAGUUAGACGGUACUCCACGGCAACGAAGUAUUCAAGGAGGCGAGAAUCUGGACAACCCGUUGACGGCUGACAAUGAGGACAAGUAUUUGAAGAAACUCAUAUUUUUCUCUAAGUAUUUCUUCAAAUACUUAGAGUAUUUUGAAGACACUUAUAUUUCGUCUGACUGUUCAAUACCAGCAACUACUGACAAACAUGAACCAAAUAACAAUAUCAGUAAUUGUGAUAAUAUUCUUACUUUAAGUAAUUUAACAGUUUACAGUAAAACAGUAAGAAACCAUGUUUAGUAUUAAAGAUUAUAGUACGAUAUGAAAUUAGUAAUAGUAUAAAGUAAGAAUAAUAAUCAUGAUAUUAUUGUUAUAUCGAUCAACAAACGUGUAACGCGACAGUACUCUUCACAGACCUUUUCAACUGACGUACCCCUGGGAAGUCAACGACAAUAAUACUUUAAAAAACAGUUCAAAUACAACAUCUACGAAGUCAAAGAUGCAGCCAAACUACUUUACUAACAAAACUACUGCAGGCGAGUAUGAGUUAUUGGACAUAAAAGUCGAUCAAACUGAUCGAGAGAUAUUUAUCGAACAGUUUGGCAAGCCGGAAGCAGUCUUGGAUAAUGAAGGGUAUUUGUAUGAUAUAUUUGAGGAUAGUAAAGAAGAAAAACAAACUGGUCGUUCGUCUUCAGCAUACGAUUCUCAAGAUAAAAGCGAAUCAAAAAGUAUGUAAUUAAUAAUAAUAAGAGAAGAGGAAACGUAUGUAGACGAAUGGUCUCUAGAGGACAGCGGUGCAAUGAGCGACCUACGUUGUUGUAUGUCAUUCCCAGGCUUGGCAUACAGCUAUAGAAAUAUGGAGCGAAUUUAUGCCGGGGCGUACGGCGUUGACGACUUCAGGGAAAUCGCUUGUAAGCACCCAAAAUUAUACUAUAGAUAUUUCCAAUACAAAUCAGUAGCAUUCUUUUUAAAACAUUAUACAAAGUUAGAUCCAAAUUAGACUGUAAUUCAUAUAUUAAUUAUAUUUAAUUUAUUUUUUCGCAAAACCCUAAGUUAUUUUGGAACUAUAUCAAAAAUUUAAAGAAAAAUAAUAAUAUCUCUUCUGAUAUAGAACUUAAUAAUAUUCAUAAAUCAAUAUGGCCCUAAAAUAUUGGAACUAUUUAAGGGUUAUUUUAGCUCUGUGUACUCAAAAGACAGUACUGAUCUAAAAGAUUUUACUACUCCUUUAUCGUAUAUGGAUUGAUCUACCUAAUAUCCAGUUUUCCCUCUCUAUAAUAUUUAUUAGCUUGGGUGGAAUAAGCACAAAUCCUAGUCCCGACCCUGAUGGAGUUUCAGAAAUACUACUGUAGUACAGAGUAGAUUUAAAUAAAUAGAUUAAGCAAAACAAAUUAUAUGUUCAAAUUAUGAAAUAUUUUGUACUGUAUUACAAUAAUGCUAAUUCGGCAAAACAUUCAAAUGACCCACUUUAACUUAAUGUAAAAUAAGCAAAACAAUAUUAACUAUUUUUGACUAUAAAAGACGAAUGUAAAACAAGCCAAGGACGUCUCUCCGCUUAGCAUUAACUAGGUGGAGAACUUAUUGUAUCGACUGUUGUUUUGUGCCAUUAUACUUUAUUUCUAAAGUAUAUUUUCGACUUGCGUAUUUAUUUAUUAACGUUACCUUUAAGUGUCUCAUUUUUAAGAGUUAAAGUUUACCUUUUAAAUAACGUGUGCUAGGACAACCUUUUUAGUAAUCAAAAUUGCAAAUAGUCUUUAUUCUUUAAAGAUCUAUACUUACGGAAAUAGGCAUUAAUCUUGCACUAGGUAUAAUUGAAUAUAGUCCCUAACUACGAUUAAACCUGUAUUAGGCGUCUGGUUGAUUACUACUUAGUGUGGGUUAGUCGUCUGGCUGAAGUAUAGUUCCGGAAGGUUUAAACGGCUGGGCAUUGGCUUUGAUCAACUUUAAAGGAUCCUAGUAUAACAUCUUUAAAAGGUAUAACGUUGUGCGUAUCGAGUUAAUACUGUAUACGACACUACUUAAAUAUUGUAAAUAU